AUGCAUACUCCCGCCAUGAUGACUCUGCUGCUUGUGUCCCUUGGCCUCGUGGAAACACUUCAGGUCCAGAACCACUCCAUCACACGACGAGACCUCUUCUCUCAAGAAGCCCCCCUGGACAUGGCUCUGGCCUCCUUCGAUGACCAGUAUACUGGCUGUGCAGUGGCCAUGGCAGUUGCUCUCCCUGAUCUCAACCGCACAGAAUUCCAGGUCAAUAAGGUGUACGCCGAUGGAUGGGCACUGGCAAGCAGCCAGUGGCAGGAGCGCCAGCUCUCCCGGCCAGAGUGGGGCCUUAGCCCUACCCUCCCUCCCUUGCCGGUGCCGGGCUUCCGCGAUGAGCACGGGGUGGCCCUCCUGGCCUACACAGCCAACAGUCCCCUGCACAAACAGUUCAAUGCAGCUGUGCGGGAGGCGGGCCGCUCCCGGGACCACUAUCUCCGUCACUUCUCCUUCAAAACACUCCAUUUCCUGCUGACUGAAGCCCUGCAGCUGCUGGGCAGGGGCCAGUGCCGCCAAGUGUUUCGAGGGGUAAAUGGGCUGCGCUUCAGGCCAGCAGGACCGGGGGCCACAGUAAGGCUGGGGGGCUUUGCCUCUGCGUCUCUGCAGAAUGCUGCAGCCCAGCAUUUUGGUGAGGACACCUUCUUCGGCAUCUGGACCUGCCUCGGGGCCCCUAUCAAGGGCUAUUCCUUCUUCCCUGGGGAGGAAGAAGUGCUGAUUCCCCCCUUUGAGACCUUCCAGGUUAUUAAUGCCAGCAGACCUGCGCACGGCCCUGCUCGCAUCUACCUACGGGCACUGGGCAAGCGCAGUACAUACAACUGUGAAUACAUCAAAGAUAAGCAGUGUAAAUCUCGGCCCUGUCGUCUGGAUAAUUCAGCCAUGGGUCAGGGUCCCCUCUCCAGAGUUUGGCCUCUCCUGUUGCUGCUUUGGUCCCUUUUGAUGGUGGCAUUUCCAGAGAGUCCAGGCCUCCUCUGA
Messenger RNA from Chrysochloris asiatica (Cape golden mole), 972 nucleotides. It is a transcript of the gene ART1, whose product is annotated as ADP-ribosyltransferase 1. Bases 1 to 972 code for a protein of 323 amino acids. Gene Ontology annotation, molecular function: NAD+-protein-arginine ADP-ribosyltransferase activity; NAD+ poly-ADP-ribosyltransferase activity. Lineage: Eukaryota; Metazoa; Chordata; Mammalia; Afrosoricida; Chrysochloridae. The transcript has 4 exons. The record is from RefSeq and is a predicted model, not a curated record.